Antechinus flavipes (yellow-footed antechinus) is the source of this 651-nucleotide messenger RNA. It is a transcript of the gene PLA2G2F, whose product is annotated as phospholipase A2 group IIF. The coding region runs from base 1 to 651 and encodes 216 amino acids. NCBI's taxonomy places the organism in Eukaryota, Metazoa, Chordata, Mammalia, Dasyuromorphia, Dasyuridae. Gene Ontology annotation, biological process: negative regulation of T cell proliferation; arachidonate secretion; lipid catabolic process. Gene Ontology annotation, molecular function: phospholipid binding; calcium ion binding. The transcript is spliced from 5 exons. The record is from RefSeq and is a predicted model, not a curated record.
AUGGAAAAUGGGGCUCAGGCCAACCCCAAAGAGUUCAGGAAGAAGGGGCUGGUUAGACUCCUAUCCUGGAAGACAUCCGUGGAGCAGAUACUCUUUCCCAGGGCUGCCUUUUUUUGGAAUGCCACCAGGUGCAUCCCAGGCAUCAGGAAGCUGUUCACAAUCACCAUUCUAGCAGGCAGUGUCUUGCCUAUGGUCCAUGGAGGUCUACUGAACUUGAAGUCAAUGGUAGAAAUCAUCACAGGGAAAAAUGCCAUCCUCUCCUUUGUGGGCUAUGGCUGCUACUGUGGACUAGGUGGCCGGGGUCUACCCAUGGAUGAAGUAGACUGGUGCUGCCAUGCCCAUGACUGCUGCUACCAGAGGUUGUUUGAACAGGGGUGCCACCCCUUUCUUGACCGUUAUGAAUUCUCCAUUGAUAACAGGACCCAGACCAUCACCUGCAGUGAGAAGAACAAGACAGAGUGUGACAAGCAGACCUGUGAAUGUGACAAGAAAGUUGUCUUGUGCCUCAACAACCAAACAUACCAUGAGGAGUACCGCAACUACCUCAACAUCUACUGCAAAGGAAAUACUCCGUCCUGCAGCAUCUAUGACCCUCUACCUGUGGAGAUUGAGUGUAGACACAUCCCUAAGACGCCUCCUCCACCUCCCUAA